Molecule: messenger RNA, 1648 nt
Organism: Morus notabilis
Lineage: Eukaryota; Viridiplantae; Streptophyta; Magnoliopsida; Rosales; Moraceae
Exons: 13
Coding region: 58-1410 (450 amino acids)
Source: RefSeq, a predicted model, not a curated record
ACGACAACCAAAGACCAGACAAUUCCAUCAUCCUCGUUUCUCCCAAACUCCUCAAACAUGUGGGCCUUAUCCUGCGCAAUCCCUGCUUAUCCUGCGCCCACUCUUAAAGCUUCACCACCACCCUCAUUCACUGUCCGUUCAAGCUCUCAACUUUCAGUCUCCAUCAGUCACAAAACGGACACUCCUUUUGUCCCAGAGGUUGUGGAAGCGGUGGAGUCGUUAUAUUCAGAAUUCAGAGCAGUGGAUAAUUUGGUUGCACGCAAUACAACCCGUGUUCUAAAAGCUUUCCAAAGAGCAAGAGUUGGGUCUCAUCACUUUGCCGGAUGCACUGGCUAUGGUCAUGAUGAAGCUGGGGGACGCGAGGCACUUGACCAAGCAUUUGCAGAAAUUGUUGGUGCUGAAUCUGCAAUAGUCCGCUCACAGUUUUUCUCAGGAACUCAUGCCAUAACUUGUGCUCUGUUUGCCUUUUUAAGACCUGGCGAUGAGCUUUUGGCAGUUGCUGGUGCUCCUUAUGACACCUUAGAGGAAGUUAUUGGAAAAAGGGAUUCUCAUGGAAUAGGAUCCCUGAAAGAUUUUGGAGUAAAAUACCGAGAAGUUCCACUUGCUGAGGAUGGUGGACUUGACUGGGAUAAACUUUCGAGGGCUUUAAAACCCGACACAAAAUGUGCGCUUAUACAGAGAUCGCGCGGUUAUUCUUGGCGUCGGAGCUUAAGUGUACAUGAGAUAGGACGUGCGAUACAGAUUAUAAAAGUGCAGAAUCCUAACUGUUUGGUAAUGGUGGAUAAUUGUUAUGGUGAAUUUGUUGAAAGCAUUGAGCCUCCAUUCAUGGGUGCAGAUUUAAUCGCUGGAAGUCUUAUAAAAAAUCCAGGCGGAACCAUAGCACCAUGCGGCGGAUACGUUGCGGGGAGGGAGAUGUGGGUUAAAGCAGCAGCUGCUCGGUUGUCUGCACCGGGGCUUGGAGUAGAUUGUGGCUCGACUCCUGGUGAUAUCAUGCGGUCCUUUUUCCAGGGGUUGUUUCUUUCACCUCAAAUGGUUGGAGAGGCGAUCAAGGGAACCUUUCUGAUAGCUGAAGUAAUGGCAUCUAAAGGGUUUAAAGUGGAGCCGCUUCCUCGUGUUCCUCGCCAUGAUACUGUACAGGCCGUGGAGCUUAAAAGCCGCGAGCGUCUCCUUGCUUUUUGUGAGGCUGUACAAAGGAGCUCCCCAGUAGGUUCAUUCACUAAACCAGUGGCUGGUACAACUCCUGGAUAUGCCUCUGAGGUGAUUUUCGCUGAUGGGACUUUCAUCGAUGGGAGUACAAGCGAGCUCUCCUGCGACGGACCAUUGAGAGAACCAUAUGCCGUAUAUUGCCAGGGCGGCACCCAUUGGACUCAGUGGGGACUAGUUCUUGGAGAGGUCUUGAAAUCCAUAUGAUAUGAAGCUAAUUUUCCGCAACAACGAUGGAAGUGCAGUGAUAUUCAUUGAGAGACAUUGUUAAGAUUUUACCAAUCAAUCAUUGAUGAGAAGAACUAUACCCUUGACAUAACUGAUUAAAACAAAUAACUGCCACCAAUCUCUGCUCAAGACUCAAUGUAAGUGGGCUUUAGCUGAUUGAUAACAAAAAGAAGUUCAAGCUUUACAAAAUCUCAAAUUGAAGCCCAGCUGAUAAGCC